This is a messenger RNA of Phragmites australis (common reed), 2165 nucleotides long. RefSeq lists its product as uncharacterized. The record is from RefSeq and is a predicted model, not a curated record. The transcript is spliced from 7 exons. NCBI's taxonomy places the organism in Eukaryota, Viridiplantae, Streptophyta, Magnoliopsida, Poales, Poaceae. The coding region runs from base 1103 to 1687 and encodes 194 amino acids.
UGAUGCAAAGAAAGAAAGCAAAGAAAAGAGCAGACAUGAAAAAUGUACCGGCGUCCUUUUCCUCCUCGCCGGCCCGGAACACGGCCGCCACUCGUGCUCCUCCGCUGCACGCAGAUCCGGCGCCAUCGCCGCACCCUGGCCCCCUCCCACCCUACUCCUCCCCACCUCCGCUAUCGCCGCCACCUGUCUCCGACGUGUACUCCCCCCGCCUGUCUCCAAUCGUACCUGGACACGGCCUGGGUCGGCCGGUCCACCCCACCGCCCCUGGACACGGCCGCGACUCGUGCUCGUCCGGUGUAGAUUGAUCCGCCGCCGUCGCCCGGGCGUGAUCGAGUCGGCUGCCUCGUCGGCGAAAUCCACCGCACGCUGCUGUAGGGCGGGAUCUACGGAAACCCGAGGAACAAGAAUAGCAAUCUGCGGCUGCUCUACGAGUGCGCACCCUUGAGCUUCAUCGUCGAGCAGGCCGGCGGCAAGGGGUCCGACGGCCACCAGAGGAUUCUUGACAUCACGCCGACAGAGAUACACAUACACCAGUGGGUGCCCCUGUACAUUGGGAGCGUGGAUUGGUUCUUGCUGUAGUUUGAUAUCGUGAGUCGUUGCAGAGUUUCUUGGGACUUCAAGGACACUCCGAAGUUGGCCCCCUUUUGUUCAGUUUCUUGCUGUCGCCUCAAGUGAUUGGGGUCAAACUAUGUGGCUCUGAUCCAAUUCGCAUAUAUUUCCAUGCAUUCGUGGUAGAAAUGUGAUGCUCAAAUCGUAGUUUGACCAUGCUCACAAUCUGUUCGAAGAAAUGCCCUGUUGCAUUGUGGGCGUGGCUGGUGCCAUGUUGGUGCUUGUCACUGCCGUCCAUGUGCUCAUGGUGCCGAUCCUUCCUUCCUCGUUGGAUUACUUCAGUGCUCAUGGCGGCAUUGGCUGGCCAAGGAAUGUGCUCGGGGCAUUGGGGUGGUGGACUCACGUCUCAAAGUGCAGUUCCCUUCUGAUUCAUAUGGCGCUGUGGCGUUCCGAGGUGCACCAUGGAGGUGGCUUGCUGGGUGCCAUGCUAACUCUUCGUCUGUCAAUGUUACUGAGCAGGCUAUAGGUGCAAAGAAGUGCGAGAAAGACUGCAAUGGCCGCAGUAUGUGUAACUAUGAGCUGGGAGAAUGCAGAUGCUUUCAUGGAUAUUCUGUGUGACAUUGGAUAUGUUGGGAUUGAUUGCAGCAUUCCAUCAGCGUAUUCACUUGCAUAUGACUGGCCCUCGUGGCUCCAACCACCAAUGAAUUUACUGGACCUGAAAAAUUCAAGCAAUACCCCCAUCAAUGUUAAGGUUGUUGUUCAGAAAAAAAGACCACUUAUAUAUGUAUACGAUUUGCCAGCUGAAUUUAAUAGUCAUCUUCUUGAAGGACGACAUUCCAAGUUCCAGUGUGUGAACAGAAUAUAUGAUGACAAGAACAGAACUAUUUGGACCAAGCAAUUGUAUGGUGCUCAGAUGGCACUCUAUGAGAGCAUUCUUGCUUAUUAUUUCUAUGUGCCAGUGCUUGACUCAUGUCUAAUAACUAGAUCUGAUGAUGCUCAACAUCUGCUAGUGCCGAGGAACCUGCGCCUCAGAAGCUACCAUACUCUGCAGUACUACAGAAUGUCAUAUGAUCACAUAGCUCAGCUUAAAAAUAUUCCACGACGGCCAUCCCUUUUUGAGAAGACCUGGCACAAUUGAAUUGUUAAAAGCUCAAAAGUAAUUAUUCUCUUGCAAACGCACAAUAACUACAGAAUGGCAUAUGAUCACAUAGCUCAGCUUAAAAAUAUUCCACGACGGCCAUCCCUUUUUGAGAAGACCUGGCACAAUUGAAUUGUUAAAAGCUCAAAAGUAAUUAUUCUCUUGCAAACGCACAAUAACUAUAAUAACCGGUGGCAUCUCCUCCGUGGCCUACCGGAGGCACGACAGGUUCCACAUGAUCGUCUUCACACUAGCGCCGAAGAGGAAGCUGUCCACCACGAUCAAUGCGAUCGCGACCUUGACCGCGACGCACACAGGGCAAUUUGUUGAUGUACAGGGUGCUAAUCAUGUUAUCGACAAAGAUAUGCCCAUAAUUAGUGCCAAUUGUUACAAGUUCCACCAAUUGUUAAUGGCCAGUUUUCUUAUGGGGGGCCAAAUAAUUGCGCAUAAAUAGUUUACGUUGUUGGGAAAAUGUUAC